Messenger RNA from Helianthus annuus (common sunflower), 960 nucleotides. RefSeq lists its product as uncharacterized. NCBI's taxonomy places the organism in Eukaryota, Viridiplantae, Streptophyta, Magnoliopsida, Asterales, Asteraceae. The coding region runs from base 28 to 807 and encodes 259 amino acids. Gene Ontology annotation, biological process: intracellular manganese ion homeostasis. Gene Ontology annotation, molecular function: iron ion transmembrane transporter activity; manganese ion transmembrane transporter activity. The record is from RefSeq and is a predicted model, not a curated record. The transcript is spliced from 3 exons. Gene Ontology annotation, cellular component: membrane.
AAACCGGCGGUUCAAAAUAUAAAAGAAAUGGACGGAAAGAGCAGCAGAACCACCACCCCUCUCCUCCCUGAUGCGGCGGCGAAACACGGCAGAGAAAGGCCGAGCGAACCGUGGAAAGGAGAGCUUGUGAAGAGCAUAGUUUACGCCGGACUUGAUGCCAUUAUCACUUCGUUUUCUCUCAUCUCUUCCAUCUCUGCCGGCCGUUUAUCUUCGGUUGAUGUGCUGGUUUUGGGGUUUGCCAACUUGGUGGCCGAUGGGAUAUCAAUGGGGUUCGGAGACUAUGUUUCUAGUAACACCGAGCGAGAUGUUGCAGUGAAGGAACGCCUAGUGACCGAAUGGGAGGUCACGAACCGCCGGAGAUGCCAAGAACAAGCAUUACUCGACCGGUAUCGAGAUCUUGGCAUGAACAUCGAUGAUGCAACAACGGUUGUGAACAUAUUUGCAAAGUAUGAGGACAUAAUGGUGGAUGAAAAGAUGGUCCAAAACGGAAUUUUAUCGCCGGACGACGGUGAGAAGCCAUGGAAGAAAGGUUUGAUCACAUUUGGAGCGUUUUUAGUGUUUGGUAGUGCUCCAAUCCUUGCAUUCAUCAUCCUUAUUCCGUUCACAUGCAACGAUACGCAUAAGUUCAUUGGCGCGUGUAUUUUGUCUGCUCUUGCCUUAGCGGCACUGGGAGCUGCCAAGGCAAAGAUAGCGGGACAAAAAUACGCGUUAUCCGUUUCCGGGACCUUGUUCAAUGGCGCGCUUGCUGGUUUUGCAGCUUAUGUGAUUGGGUGGGUGCUUAGGGAUGUGGCUGGUUUAGAAAAUUAGAUAUGGGGCUUCAAAUUAAGUACAACUAGCUAAUAUUAUGUUUGUUAAUUAUCAAUAUUAAAGUAUGGAAAUGACAAUUACCCCCAGCUGUUCUUAACUUUAUAGAUGUGAUAGGCACAAAAUGGUGUCAAAUUUUCAUAGGUUUAGUAGAAA